This is a messenger RNA of Anoplopoma fimbria (sablefish), 2722 nucleotides long. RefSeq names its product junctophilin-1-like. Bases 243 to 2279 code for a protein of 678 amino acids. The record is from RefSeq and is a predicted model, not a curated record. Gene Ontology annotation, cellular component: junctional membrane complex; plasma membrane; endoplasmic reticulum membrane. The transcript has 7 exons. NCBI's taxonomy places the organism in Eukaryota, Metazoa, Chordata, Actinopteri, Perciformes, Anoplopomatidae.
GCGGAGCGACUCUGGCAGCCGUGGCGGCCGCCUCUCACCCUCCCACGUCCCGCUUUCAGUAACCGUCACUGUACUGCCGAUGCGCCCAGCCGCCAUCACUCCCCGCUCCCUCACACCUCCGCUGGGAGCUCCUCUUCUCACUAGGGCUUCUCUGUCAUCAUCACCGCGCAUCUGAAAAACAACUCGCACACUCUGGACUUCAUAAUAAGCCACCGGGUAGUACUUUCACCCUCCGUUUCUGAAUGACGGGCGGUCGGUUCGACUUUGACGAUGGUGGCACCUACUGCGGAGGCUGGGAGGAAGGCAAAGCCCACGGCCAGGGUGUGUGCACCGGUCCCAAGGGCCAGGGCGAGUACUCGGGCUCCUGGUCCAACGGUUUCGAGGUGGUCGGUGUCUACACCUGGCCCAGCGGGAACAUCUACCAGGGCUACUGGGCGCAAGGGAAACGCCACGGACUCGGCGUGGAAACCAAGGGAAGGUGGAUAUACCGGGGAGAGUGGACUCACGGGUUCAAGGGUCGGUACGGGGUCCGGCAGAGCCUGAACACACCGGCCAGGUACGAAGGCACCUGGAGUAACGGACUGCAGGACGGAUACGGCGUGGAGACGUACGGUGAUGGAGGUACAUACCAGGGUCAGUGGACCGGAGGGAUGCGUCAUGGCUACGGCGUGCGUCAAAGUGUUCCAUACGGCAUGGCCUCUGUCAUUCGUUCACCUCUUCGAACCUCGCUGUCUUCCCUCCGCAGUGAGCAGAGUAAUGGUACGGUACUGCGUGACAGCCUGUCCGACAGCCCUGCCGGAACCCGCGGCGGCUUCGUGCUUAACUUCCACUCGGACGGAGAAGGUUCGGAGAAGAAGAAGGGUCUUUUCCGCCGUGGCUCCCUCUUUGGCAGCCUCCAGCGAUUGCGCAAGUCAGACUCGCGCUCCUCAAUUUCCAGCAAGCGCAGCUCGGCGCACAGUGACACCAACAUGAGCCGCAUCAGUUCAAGUGACGCCAACUCCACCAUCAGCUUUGGAGACGGGGAUGCCGGGGAUGACUACUUGCCCCUGGAGGACAACGUAGACGCCACCACAACGGAGUCCUACAUGGGUGAGUGGAAGAAUGACAAGCGCAGCGGCUUUGGUGUCUCAGAGCGCUCCAACGGCAUGAAGUACGAGGGCGAGUGGCUGAACAAUAAGCGCCACGGCUACGGCUGCACCAUCUUUCCCGACGGCAACAAGGAAGAAGGAAAGUACAAGAACAACGUUCUGUCCCGGGGCAUCAGGAAGCAGCUGAUCCCGCUGAGGAACACCAAGACCAAACAGAAGGUGGACCGAGCCAUCGAAGGAGCAGUGAGAGCAGCAGCUAUUGCCAGAACUAAAGUAGAGAUCGCCAUCUCCAGGACGUCCCAUGCCCGGGCUAAGGCAGAAGCUGCAGACCAGGCUGCCCAGUCAGCCAGUCAGGACUCUGACAUCGCCAGAACUGUGGCCAGAGAGCUGUCCCCGAGCUUCCAUCAGCCAGGCCCGGACUACGUACGACAGAAGUAUAAUGAGCCAGUAGAGGUGAAGGAGGUUCCUGUGGAGGAGAAAAAGGAGAAAUCUCCAUCAGGGAGCCCUCAUUUCUACCGGAAAGGCACAACACCCGACCACUCUCCCUCUGAGAGCCCAUGUCCCAGCCCCGCUGCUGUUAAAAAUACCUUGUUCAGCAGUAAAACUCCCGCCGCCGUCGCUCCAGCGAAGCCUGCUGGGAAAGAGAACAAAACCCCAGCAGCUGAGUCUUUGACGGGAGGCAUAACAAAAGCAGCAUCAAAACUUUCUCUCAGACAGGAAUUGAGGCAACAGGAGGCUACUCCAGCGGUCAAACCAGCUGUUACCACGACUGUCAGCAGUUACCCCAGCAACGGGCAGAUUCACUCCCAGUACCACGGUUACUAUGUCAAGGCAGAUGUCAAGAUUCCGCCACCCGAGGAACCAACCAGUGUUGAGGAUGACCUUCACCCAUUAAGCCUGGCUCGCUUGCCACCGCCUGCCAAACAGAUUUGGGCGCCCGCACCAAAAUCCCUGCCAGCCCCCAGCCCUUCACCGGUUCCACUUAAAGAGGCCACCAAAGCGCCAGAACCUCCCAAGCCAAAAAGACAGGAAUCAACCAAACCAAAGAGCCUCGCAGAAACCAAGAAAGCUAGUAUGGAAAUAGCUGCUGAUAUUGUAGAGGAGGAGUCGGGCCCAAACUCUAUCUUGGUGGCUCUUGUGAUGCUGUUGAACGUAGGUCUAGCAAUCAUUUUUGUCCAUUUCCUCACCUGACCAAAUCUGAACUCAGUGGACUCAUCCAAACUAGUCGCCCAAGUCGCUAACCUUCCAUCAACCAAAGGGGCCCUUUAAGAAAAUUGUGCCCCUCAGCAUGGCGGACACGGGCAAAAGGAGGACUGAAAAUAGCCGAGUGAAGGUGGUGAAGAGGUGGAGGGGGGGGACACAAGAAGGAGAGAGAGAGAGAAAAAAAGCAGAGAGAGAGAAAGAUGAACCCCCCACCCCCCCUCUCUCUCUCUCUGGAUGGACUGAACGAUGCCCGAGUCCAACUUGAUUGGACUGGCGAUGGUUUGUGACUCCACUUAGAGUGCAGUGAAAGCUGAAGCAAGCAGUCACCGGUGUGGAAAGGGGCCCCCCCUCAUCCCCCCGAGCCCCAACUAAGGAUUCUCUAUCAGGCUUAGAAGUAACAGGAGGCCUGGAGUGUGAGUGAGUGAGUGUGA